Molecule: messenger RNA, 525 nt
Organism: Ostreococcus lucimarinus CCE9901
Lineage: Eukaryota; Viridiplantae; Chlorophyta; Mamiellophyceae; Mamiellales; Bathycoccaceae
Exons: 1
Coding region: 1-525 (174 amino acids)
Source: RefSeq, a predicted model, not a curated record
AUGCCGCCGAAGACGACGGCGACGGGGAAGAAACCGGCGGGGAAGGGGACGAAGAAACCGGCGGGGGUGAAGAAGCCGGCGGCGAAGAAGAAGAAAGCGGCGACGAAGAAGAAGAAGGCGGCGACGAAGAAGAAGGCGACGGCGAAGGCGGAGGCGCCGAAGAACGAUUACGAAUUGCACGGACAGAAGCGGGACGCGCCGGACGAGACGGAUCCGUUGAGGAAGUUUUACGCGUCGUUGAGGCGACAGAAUCCGAAGAGCGUGAUGGCGGAGGUGUGGUUGAUGGAGCACGGGUUGCUCGAGGACGCCGAGGCGCAGGCGGACGCGUACAAGCGGUUUUUGAAGAGUAAGGGGAGAGCGGUGCCGAAGCUUGCGGUGAAAAAGACGACCACGGUGAAGAAGGAACCGAAAUCGGAGGUGAAGACGGAAGCGGUGAGUGAAGAACAGGUGAAACCGACGGUGGCGUUGGACGACGAGGACUCGGACUCGGACGUGCCGCUCGCGCGACGCGCUUCGCUGAAAUAA